UCCAGUUCGGAUAUGUUCUUUAUUCGACGAAAGGUAAGGCUAUAUUAGUUCAUAGCGGCACAAUAAUUCUUAUAAAAGUCGGGAUUGAAUUCUCUUUAUUAAUGAUCUAAAUACAUCGGCAGGAAUGGUGCUUUUGGAUGACUCUAGCCUUACUUUCUAGAAACAUUGAAACACUUUCUGCUUGUCCUCGCUAACACGGUAUUUACAGGCACGAAGUAGAUCGAUCAUCCUUCUCUUGAAAGCGGAGGCGAGAUCUUGCACAAAAUGCUUGACUUUCUGAGGUAUUUUUCUAAGCAGUAGUUUUGCCCUUGGAUGAGUUAAUUCUGUGUUAUAUUCUCGAAGCCGGCUUGAGUCGACGCGCUUCACUUCGUAAACACAAACAACGGCGAACUUUGCUUUUUCGGUCGGUUAGUAAAAGUUGAAGUCGUGAUCACGACAUCUCUAUUCUGGAAAGGUUCUACUGAAAGCAACUGAUUUAUUAAACUUUGCUCGCUUUAUGAUGCUGCUGGGAAUGUAUUCUCAAACAACUAGAGCGGGAGAGAUUUACCAAACUUUCACACUGCGUCAAAGCGGAACUUGAUUUGCAUAAUCUCAUGGUGUAUUUGAAGCGUCAGACUUCGCUUUUUGAGCUUUUUGAGGGCUUAUACACUUCAACAACGGUGAUUUUGAAGGUCUGUAGCAGCCCCAUCAUCCCCUCUUCGGAAAGGUUUGAAAACGACGUUUUUACUCUGAAAAGGUUGCAACAGUUUUACGUUCAUCCUUAGAAACAAGUAAAGUGUUUUUCAUACUCCUUGAACACAGCGACAUACUUGAGUGGUAGUGAACUGUGUCCACGGCCUUGUUUGCAUUGAGAGUGUCGUGCUCCUAAAAAAAUAAAAAAAAAUAAAAGGAAAAUUUAAAAAAGCGGUUUCGUUUGUGAUUUUGUUGACCAGUCCAUUCAAAUUUAGAGAGGGUGUUAAGCUUAGAAAAGACUAGAGUGAAAUAGCCUAGGGGCAAGCCAGUGAUAAACGCUUUCAGUCAUGCGUAGAUGGAUGUUCUUGAGCAACCUCGUUUAUGGAGUCGCCGUUACGAAGAAAUAUUUCAAUGGAAAUUUGCUGAACACCGCUCGGAGGAUCAUUUUACAUUAAAUACCACCAAUUUACUUAGUGAAGUACAGUUUUAGAAUGUGCAGGCCGCCUCUUCAAGAUUUUACCAUAUGGAUCCUAAUGAGUGACUAUUCGUCGGUAGCAUAGCGAUCUUUGAUUUGUUCGUCAAUCACUGAAUGGUCGGUCGAGAAAGCAAAGUAAUAGCUUCCCCAUGAUAAGGUCCUUUCCACGUUGAGAUGCUUAGUUAUCACAGAAAGAUAUUAAUCAGAAUACUGAUAGGCCUUUGUAAGAGCAUUUUUUGAAAGUCUCUUGAUAAGAUGGCUUAUCAAGUUACACUCUUCCGAGUUUCGCUUAUUUUUUCCUUUGUCUGAUUUAGGUUGAUAUGAGACGGUAAUUUCAAAACCGUUUUACCGAUUCGCCACUAAUUUCGUUUGUUCUUUGGAUAUCUUGAUCAUGUCCUUGCUAGUACAUGCAUGUAAACAUUUCGCUGCCCACUGUUACUGGAGCAGAAAUUAAAGCAAUACGGGUACCGGUUCAAAGUAUCAGGCAAACUGUUUGUUAUACAACUUUAAUUCGAGAAUAUUGAGAGAAAGAAAAUGCACGUGUUAACUGAAGACGAAAAUUUCGCCCUCUUCGUCAAAUAUGACUGAAAACUCCGAGGAAAACGAGAGACUAUUCGCCAACAUGAACUAAUAAUUGAAUACAAAAUUUACAUAUCCGUUGAGGUAAAAUAAUUAGAGCAGAGAUAUCGUGAAAACAUCAUAUCGUUGUCUAAUGACUUUUAAUUACGGUAAGUAGCGGAGAGAAUUUUCCAUUUUGUUAUGGUAACACCACCAAUCAAAAAUGGGAGGUGAAUUAACAAAUGCCAAAUAGAAUUUUAAGUUGUUUUGCUUUGUUUUUGUUUUUGUUUUUUUACAUUUACAAGAAAAACCAUUUAUGGACCAAAAGCGAAAUGUUAAUUAAGAUCUUUUCAGUCUCGUUCAAGAGCUCGUAGGUUUUAUCGUCACUUAUUAUAUUAAAUCAUUUAAAAUUGUUUUAAUUGAACCAGGAGAUGGAAAAAUUUAUCCAGCUAAUGACUUGGCUGACCAAAAGAGUUCUCUGGUUCUCAUUUCAUGGACUAAUCGACUGCGAAAUGGGCGGGAUUUCAAUCGCGACAGGGGAUUUGGAGUUUUCCGCGUUCCUCGCUCAGUGCAAACAAGAGUUUAAAUAGUGUCUUCAUGAGAAACCAAAGAUUGGUUAAGCGUCUUUAUCCACUUGAGUUGUUCCGUAGAUAUGAGAACUCUUUGAUUUAUUCGCAGUGAAAGUUUGUGCAUAGGUAAUUCAAACAACAUCAUGGAUUAUGGUCGUUUUUGAAUAAUUCUUCCUUCAGAUAACCUUAAAAUCCAUGAAGCGAUAUUCGUUGUAAGUAAAUAUCGCGAAAUAUACCAUGCACCUCUAUGGCAAUAUCUCUCUUGAGCUAUGUAUUCUAGACAGACAGCGAAGAGCUAACACUUGAUUUCUUCGUUCCAUUUGCAGAUGUUUCGUGGAAUCAUCAAGUACGUAGCUUUCUUUGGAGUACUCGUCGGAAUAGCAAUCAUAACAAGAGUUUUGGAACAAGUUGUCGAAAAAGCUAGUCCUAAAGGUGAGCUACACAUGUGCACAAACUCGAAUACAACACCUUCGAAGUUGAAUGCACCAUGCGAUUGUCAGUCAAUUAUUGGAUACUCAAUCUGUUUCAAGAAUCCUCUGACUUUGCUCCCUUUUAGAAUCUGAAAAAUGAUCCCAUAUUGCCGUCAAUAAAAAAGAAAGGAACUGUAGUGGGUUCUAAGGUUCUCUUUGCCAAUUUUCCUUCAUUCAACGGAAAUAUUCAAAACUUUGCCGGACACUAGUGGUUAUAUGUGCCGUCUGAUUCGAGAUUAUUCUAGCAAAUGGAUGAGCGCUGUGCGAGUUGACGAGGCUUUUCGAGGUGGAAUAGAAGCAGGUCUAAGAGAAGAGCAAUUGCCCAUACUUUAAUGUAUAAAUCACUCCUCGUGGUAAUUCUGCCAAAAAUUGAGGCUCGAAAUGCCAUUCGUAAAAUUGCUUGUUUCACGCUCCUCUAAAAGCAUGAGAUAGUUAUGGUGUGUCAUUUUGCAGAUACUUACAAACCUUUGCUCUUUAUUUCAUCACAUCAACAACAACAACAGUGCUUGAUUUCUCUGUUUUGUUCUUAUUCAUGUUGUUGUAAUAACCCGUUCAUUGCUGAUGUGAACUCGAUUGAAAUAUCCUGGGGAGAAGGGGAGGGCCUGCACAGCGGUAAUGAUUGAUUUCAAAAGAGGCCAUUCUUGAGGAACCCAAAGCUUCUUUGUGGAACAAGGAAAAAGUGUGGAACCGUUUAAAAGGGUUUGUUAUCCCCAUAGAAAUAAGGCUAAUUAGUGACGUGAAAAAUUGUGCACUCGGCCUUAGGACAUUUCCAUUUACCUUUCAGCUCCUCAAACCAACGAGAACGAUGACCAACUGGUUAGGAGAGAUCUAACAAAUACAGAUUCACCAUCUUCGCCUCCUAAAAAUACAGCUCAAGCAAAAUUAGAAAUAACUGUCGAGCAGCCUAAAAUCGGAGAAAAGAAAAUUGUUAAGAAAUUAUCCCCGAAGACAAUCGUUUACGCCGUAACACCAACGUAUGCACGUUUCCUUCAAAAAGCUGAACUGACUCGCCUGUCACAAACUUUAAAACACGUCAAAUAUUUUCACUGGAUAGUUGUAGAGGACUCAUAUCAAAAGACACCCCUCGUCACAAGAUUUUUAGCUAAUUCUGGUCUUAAUUACACUCAUCUAAAUAUACGAACCCCGGUAGAGUUGCGCCCAUUAAAAAAUAAACCACGAUGGACUAAGGCCAGAGGAGUAGAACAAAGGAACAUUGCAAUUAAAUGGUUACGUGAUAACAUAAACAUCAAUAAAACUAACGGUGUGGUCUACUUCGCCGAUGAUGAUAAUACCUACGACAUCAAGCUAUUUGAGGAGGUAAGGGCACAAAUCAUGCAGAGUAAAUGUUUUAUUCGAGAGAACUUGACAAGUCUUGGAUAAAGAUUGUGGUUGUCAUUUACAAUGACUGACUUUUCAAAAGCCAGAGCGCAAAUGGUCACGUGAGUCAAAAGUUGACAUUCCGCUCUAGAUUGCCCCAAAGUCACUCAUUGCAAAUGACGACAGUCCUUUUUAUGAUUAUUCUCUGCUGAAACCAUUUACAGAAAUAGUUUUUUUUUGGAAGCCGUUUGAAAUAGGUCAAAAGUACCCCCUUAUAUAAUAAACACAGCGGUUAAACGUUUACGCAUGCGCAAACGUUGCAAUAGCUAGGUGGUGCGCUUUCAGGCUGUCAGAAGCAAGUUGGGUAAAAGGAAUCAUAGGCAACCACACAAGCCAGUAAGCGCGUAACCCUUUUGAUAAAGCUCAAAACAAAAUAGAAAAUAAACAGGAUGCCCGUAAUUAAAUUAGCUUUGCGUUCGAAAAGUUUUUCCUUUCCAUACUUUUGUUUCCUUUCACAGUGGUGUAGAGGUGUAUGAACUUUCCCGUUCCCCGUUUCCCGUGGUUGUUUCUUGUGUUUUCCUCGAAAAUUUUUAGCAGAAAAUUGGCGCGCGGCCUGCCGAUAUUUAUAUCCUUGCACAUGCUCAACAUUUGACCGUUGUGUUUCCUGUAUGUUGUCAUGGACACCAAUAUGGCUGUCAUUCCUUUGAUUUAGUAUCCAAUAUAGCUAACAUUAUGUUAUAUAAAAACGAUCUAUUGGCAAUCCAACUAGCGGCAUUCCGAGACCUUUGCAUCGUGGAUAUUUAAGCGUGGACGUAUUGGGAAACAAUUUCUCCAUUUUUUUUUUUAAUUGAAAUAACUUUGCCGUAAUAGACAUUGCCUCCUUAAUUGUUCCCCUCUUUCCCUUCCAUUGUUCUCGGUGGCUCUUGUUCCCAUCGCUUACAGCGAGGCAGCUGGAAAGUUGCCACAUUGCAAUCUUUUCUGUCUUCCUCACCCAGAUGCGUGAUAUCAAGAAAAUUGGGGUAUGGCCUGUAGCAUUCACUGGUGCCGCGAGAUACGCAGGUCCCCUCUGCAAAGACGGCCGUGUCGUCGGUUUUUACACAAACUGGCGACCAAGUAGAACGUUUCCACUUGACAUGGCAGCUUUUGCCAUAAACGUAAAAAGGCUCAUUGUGGAUAAGCCACAAGCUCACUUUGAUGCUGAUGCUAAACCGGGAGACCUGGAGAACUCUUUCCUGGAACAGGUUGGGACAAGGGAGGAUUUGGAGGCUAGAGCGUCGAAUUGUUCAAAGGUAUAUAACAAUUAACAGAUAGAUUUCAUGUUGUCGUGCGCCUGUUCAGGUACAGUUUACAGAUGACGUCAAAAUGUGAUCACUGAUGUUCUUGACCCUUUAACUCCUAAGAUCUGAUUGCUAACUCACCUCCAACUUUUACACAAUUCCUUGCAGAUAAGUUGGAUGAAAUCAGUAUUAGACAAAUAUAAUAACUUCUAUCUGAUAUAUUUUGGCUAUUCUUCUUUGCUCUUUGCUGGAUAAUGUAUGGAUAUUAAAGGGAGAAGUUUUAUGGUAAUCACUUCUGGAAGUUAAAGGGUCAACUCAUUUAGACAUAUUCUGUGAUCUAUUGCAAUGCAGACCCACGGCAACGAGGAUUCUGUUUUUUUUUUAAUGAUGCAAACACCAAACAACAACAGAAAAAAACUUUUGUUGGUGUUGACGUUAUCUUUGCGUGUUUCCUCAAAAAAUGACAUGACUAAGAACCAAUCAAAAUUCGUGUAAAUUCGUGUAUAAUUCAGCUUAUCAUGUGAGCAUGACUGCAUUUACAUGAUCAAAAUGAACAUUUUAUUAUGAUUAUUAUUAUUAUUAUUAUUAUUAUUAUUAUUUCCAUUAUUGCUCUUAUUAUAAUCAAAACCAAAUAUGAAUGUGAAAGCGAUCUUCGCAAUAAUGAACACUACUUAAGCAGUAGUAAAAAAAAUGCUAGUAAAAAAGUCUAGUCCUGUGCAGGAUUUGAACCCAUGACCUCUGCAAAACCAUAACAAAAUUCUCGAACGUGAUUCAUGGUUAUCACAAGACUGAUUUUAGAGCUAAUAGGACACUGUACACGUCAUGCUUGUGUAAUUGGACAGUAUGCCUCAUAUGAGCGCUCCUUUGUCACGCAUUUCGCCGAGUAAAGUUUUUUUUAUGAAAACAUAUAAGUCAUAGGUAGUUUGCUUCUGAUAUUUUUUCAUUGUUUUGAUUAAUUGGUAACAGGACAUCGUGUCGUCCAAUUCUGUUUGUAAUCAUACUUUUGAUGAUAUUAUGAUUAACAAAUUGGAUUCCCUCAUCGCAUUCGUCCGAUUUUGUUUAUCACAAGUAUGAUUAUGGAAAGAAUUGAACGCCGUUCAGUACUCUUACCAUUACUAAAUAUUGUUUUAUUGUUAUUAAUAAUUAACAAAUAUUCACUGAAAUGGAGGUGAAUAGUGUCGGAUAUUUACCGAGCCGCGAAUAAUAGGUAAAUAUUUGUUUUAGUAUAUAGCACACAGAUACAAAAAUUAGAUUAUUUCUUUCAACAUACCGAAAUACGGUCGGAAAUUGAACUCUCUAUGCGAUUUUGUCUCCUUUAGCGAAUAGCACUAUUCACUGGCCAAUCAGCGCGCGCGAAACGCACGAUUCACUGGCAUAGUAUACACUAAUUGUUAUUAUUGUAAUUAUUUAUUUAUUAUUAUUCAGUAUUAUUUUUGUUAUUGUUAACACUGUUAUUAUUAUCAUUAAUAUUAUCAUUAUUAUUAGUAUUAUCAUCAUUAUAAUGUUUUUUUGAAUUGUAGGUUUAUGUGUGGCACACUAGAACGGAAACACCAAUCAAGAAUAUAAAUGGCGAAAAACUGCUCAUCUCCAAAGGAAAGCCUUCCAACCCAGAGGUGGAAACAUAGCAGAGCUGCAUCCAGUUAUCAAAUUAUUGAAGUAAUUAAUGAAACUAAAUUUGACGAGGAGAUUUUCAAAUCUCCGAUUCAAACGUGCAGCGUCAAUGUCAUGCGCCAAGUGCCUUGGUCAUGCAAACAGCCAAAAUGAGAGAUGGAAAAAAAGGACACGGGUAACGGUAAUUUUUCCUCUCUGUUUUGAUCGGUACGUGUUAGGGCGAAAAAAAAAGAUCCAAAAUAUGGCGAAACAGAAGUUAUUCAUACUGAAAAGAUCAGAAUACGUAUGUGUUGUCGUUGUCCACAAAGUAGCUUGUUGGUUCCAACAUUUGGAAUCGUAAAUACCAAAACACUUAGAGAUUAUCUUCAUAUUUCAAAUUCUUCAAAUUUAUAGUUGUGUACCUUGCCUUUACUGCAAUCUCAAGAAAAGAUUUGCAGACAAGUGCUAAGUAUUUUUUCUCUCUGUUCUAAAACAUAACAACUGAGACGGUCGCAGAAUGGCAAGUCACGAAAGGGUCAGCACUGAACCACAUUUGAUGGUAGAAAACUCGUAUUAAAUGCUCCACAUAAUAUUAUGUGAACGCAUUAUUUACUCUCAUAUCUUAGACACUUAAGGUAAAGCAUGUUCCAGAAGCCACAAAAAUUUUAAUCUCCGCCCUUUAAAAGCAAAACCGAUCCAAAAGUCUCUAAAUCAGCCCAGAAACUCACAUUAAGUAAAAGAAAACAAAUACAGAAGCGACGUAACACUGUUUUAUUUAUAACCAAUACAAUUUUUUAGAUUAAAAAUGCGAUUUUUUAUUCCUGUAAAAAUCCUUACAUUUGGCCCUUUUCAAAACAUAAAAAUGUUUGCAUAUUUACGGAGUCUCAUUAUGCAAGCUUGAGCUACCUGUGCAAUGAACAGAGUGACAGUUGUUUGCCACCUGAGCGUUGUGGUUUUGCGUAGGCAGACAAAUAUUUAGUUACUUUCAAAGUUGAAUUUUUUUUUUUGUUUUUUUGCGCAUUUAAACUGUUAGGAUAUCAUUUGAAACAUUAACACGCUGUAAGAAGUAAAUUGUAACAUACACUUUGUAAUGGCGGAGAUUUUAAUCAUGUGGUUUGGGGAGCAUACUUCUUCUCAAAGGCCUUUUCAGAAUUUCUCCUGUUUCCAAGACAUGUUAUUUUCACUGCUCGCGGUGAAAUCAUUAUUUAUAUAUUUCGGAUGAAAAAUGAUUUCUUCAUGAUAGCCGGGUACAUAAAUACGGCCUAUGUGUUUUUAUGAAGAUUCUUUAACCUAACGAUGUCAUUAUCGUUUAGAUUUUCUUUUUUAUGAUAGAGAAUAAUUCUUUCAGAGAGAAGUAGACUAUUUUUUGUUUAAAGUUUUAAAAAAAGAAACCUUUCUGUGAGCUUCAGGUGCUUUAAGAUUGUCUUUUAUACGAUAUCAAAUACUUCUUAGUUAAUAUCUGUAAUUUAGAUGGACCAUAACUUGUCGAUGAAGAUGCGAGUCUGUCUCAUCGUGUUUAUCAUCUUCGUUCAUUAAAGAUAGCAUCAAGACAGCAAAGAUUUGGGUCUGUAUCCGCAUGUGGCCAAGAACUCACCUGUGUUUCUUUUUUGGUAUGUGGAAGUGAAAAACUUUGCACAUACGUAUUUAUUGGCUAGUGUUUAGCUCUUAAUUGGUCAGGUCCAGAUAUAUUAGAUAUAAAUUGAUGCAGCCUACCUGUACGUCCUAGGAACCUGUUCCUCGAUUGAAGGUUCCGGUAACUGAACGGGCCCGGAAAGCUCUUCUGUUUUCAUUCAAGAUAAAGGUUUCAAAAGUUUUGAAAAUUCUACAACGAAAUUAUCAGCUGAAUAAAAAAAUGGGCUGGUUAGGAUACAAGAAUCUGCCUCUCUAAUUUUUAAGUUUCAAGUCAAAAUAUGGCUUCGGGCUCGUUAAGUUACUGGAGCUUUCGAGAAACGGGACCCAGAGAGGCUAUGACGGCUUUAUUUACAGUACCGAAAGAAAGGUUCUUCUCUAAGAAGCAUAUUAAACUUAACAAAAUUUUCUUGGCUCUUCUCUGGUGAAACUUCUCAGGAGUUAAUAGUUGUUUUUGUAACACCGUUUUAUGUCAUCAGUAUGUUAUACGUUUCUCUUAUGUAAUACUGUUAAGUUUCUCUUCGCUCUUGUUCUCCUUGUUUUCAACAAAAUGUAGGAAUUGUAACUUUUUUCCUUAAAAAAGAACAAAGAUUUAUAACAUACUUUGUGUGUGUUUCUUA
This is a messenger RNA of Pocillopora meandrina, 9177 nucleotides long. Lineage: Eukaryota; Metazoa; Cnidaria; Anthozoa; Scleractinia; Pocilloporidae. The record is from the annotation of a GenBank genome assembly.